Messenger RNA from Drosophila eugracilis, 1536 nucleotides. RefSeq lists its product as uncharacterized. The coding region runs from base 218 to 1126 and encodes 302 amino acids. The record is from RefSeq and is a predicted model, not a curated record. The transcript has 2 exons. NCBI's taxonomy places the organism in Eukaryota, Metazoa, Arthropoda, Insecta, Diptera, Drosophilidae.
UUUUGUGCAAGCGGUGAAAUCGGGGAAUGAACUAUUGCGGUUCAGUGCGCCAAUAGAAUGACCAACAAAGCAGUCAGAACAAACGGCUUUGAAGUUCAUCUUACCAUGUCGCCGAAUCAUUGUAGCGUUUAAUGCCCAACCUUUCAAUAGAGUUUUGCAGCGAUUAGUGUAGCACUUCUAUCUGGCACUCCGAACGCAUCGGCUGUACUACUGCAUCAUGUCCGAGGAAAAGGUCAUGCACAUUUGGAUGAGGUGCUUGAUGCCACUGCUGUUGGUCCACUGCAUAUCUGCAAAUCCUAGUUUCGAGGACCUUGGUCGCAGCUUGGAUAUGGAGGCAAAGGACACUGUGGUGGAUACUACGGGAAUACUGGAACAAACACAACCCAAACAAAUGAAUUUCCAGAAGGCACCCAUUGGUUACAAGGACUAUGAGUACUUUCUGGGCUCUGGUCCUAGACGAAUUGGAGAUCUAUAUGGCGCUGACAACGAUCUUAGUGCCACAUCGGCUCUUAAGAUUCACGGCGAAGAAAAUUUGGCUUCCUUGAACAGGCCAGUAAGCGGAAUUGCCCAAAAGCCGCUCCCUUGGUAUGGAGAUUACUCCAACAAAAUGUUGGCCAAUCCACCAAUGUAUCCCUCACGGUCUUACGAUCCCUACAUCCGCCGAUACGACAGAUUCGAUGAGCAAUACCAUCGCAACUAUCCGCAGUACUUUGAGGACAUGUAUAUGCACCGCCAGCGAUUCGAUCCGUACGAUAGCUAUAGCCCCCGUAUACCCCAGUAUCCAGAUCCGUAUGUGAUGUAUCCGGACCGUUACCCAGAUGCCCCUCUAUCUCUAAGGGACUAUCCCAAAUUGGGUCGCAGAUAUAUAGACGAACCCAUGGCUCCCAUCGAUUCCUACAGCAGCAGCAAAUACGCAGCAUCAUCGAAGCAAUCUGAUUUGAAUUUUCCAGCCCGUAAUGAGCGGAUCGUAUACUACGCCCACCUUCCGGAGAUUGUCAGAACACCGUAUGAUAGUACUUCGCCAGAGGAUCGCAACUCAGCUCCUUACAAGCUGAACAAGAAGAAAAUAAAAAAUAACCUGCGACCUUCAACGAGUAAUGCUACCACCUAUAAAAUGACGUUGUAAGAGAGAAAUUUAGCAUUUAAUGCAUUUUUUAACGCAUUAUUCAUCAGCAUUUUAAUCAUAAAACUAAGCACUAAGUUCAGAGUUUCAAAUAUUUUAUUACAUUUAUGCAAUCACAUCAUAAAAUUAAAAGUAAACUCAAAAUUAGGUGAAAGCAAAUUGAUUGGCACAAACCCUGCAUUCUAUAUUUUAUAAAUAAAUUUAAGAUUUUUUUUUUGUUACUUUUCAUAGGUUUUAAUAUAAGAUUUCAAUUUUUUUAUCAUCAUAGAUUAUAUUGAAAAGAAUCAAAUUAAAGAAUACAAAUGUUAUAUCUUUCUUUGAUUCUUUUUAACAGAAACGUUCAGUUUCGUAAGAACUAUUUUUUUUGAAAAUAUUUUUUAAUGAAUGGAAAUAAACUUAACGCAAAAAUGGCA